This is a messenger RNA of Penicillium alfredii, 1587 nucleotides long. Its product is annotated as sugar porter family MFS transporter. The record is from RefSeq and is a predicted model, not a curated record. The transcript is spliced from 4 exons. Bases 1 to 1587 code for a protein of 528 amino acids. Gene Ontology annotation, cellular component: membrane. Gene Ontology annotation, molecular function: carbohydrate:proton symporter activity. Lineage: Eukaryota; Fungi; Ascomycota; Eurotiomycetes; Eurotiales; Aspergillaceae. Gene Ontology annotation, biological process: carbohydrate transport; transmembrane transport.
AUGGCUUUCGUCCUUGUCUCGCUCUGCUGUGCCUUUGCCGCCCUGGGUUCAUUCCUGUUCGGCUACGACUCCGGCGUCAUCUCGUCGAGUAUCAGCCAGGAUGCGUUCCUGCAGCGGUUCGGUUCGCCUGGCUUAUCUGAUGCCGCGACCGGGGGCAUCGUUUCAUCGUACAACGGAGGCGCAAUUAUCGGCUCGGUGUUUGCCCCCUAUGUCUCCGACCGUCAUGGGCGCAAGAUGGUGGUCCUCAUCGGAGGACUGCUCGCCAGUUUCGGGGCCGCGCUUCAGGGAGGUGCCGUCACGAUCGCGAUGCUGAUCGCUGGCCGAUUCAUCGCGGGCUUGGCAAUUGGUCUUAUGUCUGCCACUAUCCCCGUCUAUUGUAGCGAGGUCGCACCAUCUCGCAUCCGCGGCUCCUUAGCAAGCAUGCAACAAUUCAUGAUCGGCUUGGGAAUCGUGGUGGCACAAUGGGUCGGAUACGGGUGCUCCCUCCACAAAGGAGACUUUACCUGGCGCUUCCCACUUUCCUUCCAAGCCGCCCCAGCAUUCAUUCUCACCUGCGGCGUGUGGUUCCUCCCGGAGUCCCCGCGGUGGCUCAUCGCACAGGGCAAAGAAGUGGCCGGCCGCUCAGUCCUGACGCGACUGCACCUCAACCGAGACGCAACCAACACGCAACUGAUCGAGCACGAACUCGACCAGAUCCACGACAGCCUCGUCCACGAGCAACGGACCGCCGUCCGUUCAUGGCGCCAGCUCUUCCUCACCGGGCGUUGGCGCCGCCGCAUCCUCCUGGCAUGCGGCCUGCAAGCCUUCACACAGUGCUCCGGCACGAAUGUGAUCCAGACCUACGGGCCGCGCCUCUACAAAUCCCUGGGAUUCAACACCACAACCUCACUAAUGAUCCCCGGGAUCUGGGGCGCGCUCGCGCAGUUCUGGAACAUGGUCUUCAUGCUCUUCAUCGACCGAGUCGGGCGCCGCAAGCUUCUACUACCAUCGCUGCUGGGCAUGGGCGCAGCCAUGUGCGUGGAAGCAACGUUGGCGCACUACAUCGAUUUCGACACCCGCGGCGCCAACGCAGACGCGCUACGCGCCGCCAUCGCCAUGUUCUUCGUCUUCUCGUUCUUCUACACCGCGCUCGGCCUGAUCUCCUGGAUCUACCAGUCCGAAAUCUUCCCCACGGCCAUCCGUGCCCGCGGCUCGUCCGUCGCCACUGCCACGAACUGGAGUCUCAACCUGGUGUUUGCGCAGUGCUCGCCCAUCGCGCUCACAAACCUCGGCUCCAAGUACUUUUACUGCUUUGUCGGCUUUAACUGGGCUGCUGCUGUCCUGGUUUGGUGCUUCUAUCCUGAGACGGUCGGCCGCUCGCUCGAGGAGGUCGAGGAUGUCUUUGCAGAUAGGAUCCCGCAGGAGAAGCUGGACUUGGAUCCUGCUGCUACCCCGAGUCCGGGGCCGGUGAUGCCGCCCCGCUCGCUACUUCGUCAUAAGGGCUUGCAUCCGCUGUCGAUGCAUCCCACGACAAGUAGUAGUGGGAGUAGUAGUAACGGGACGCCUUCUAAGGGGUCUGAUGUCGAUGAGGACGAACUUGUAAAAUAA